Messenger RNA from Contarinia nasturtii (swede midge), 866 nucleotides. Its product is annotated as serine protease inhibitor dipetalogastin-like. The record is from RefSeq and is a predicted model, not a curated record. NCBI's taxonomy places the organism in Eukaryota, Metazoa, Arthropoda, Insecta, Diptera, Cecidomyiidae. Bases 50 to 646 code for a protein of 198 amino acids. The transcript has a single exon. Gene Ontology annotation, molecular function: protein binding.
AACACAAUCAAAUCACAAAUCGCAGACUUGGAGAAUUCAUUUUUUCAUCAUGAAGUAUUUUAUUUGUUUCGCUAUUUUUGCAGCAGUCAUAUUGACAAUAAAUUGUCAAACAAUUAAAUUAACGGUGUGUGGUUCAGACGGCUUUACAUAUACCGAUACUUGUUUGCUUGAAAUAGCACAAUGGCAGCUUCCAAAUUUAACUUAUACGGAUGGAGCAUGCCCGGAAGAAAAGCCACAACCACCAUAUUUAUACUGGCCGGUGUGCGGAUCAAAUAAUGUGACCUAUAACAACUCGUGCUAUCUGGAUGUGGCAAAAGAAAAUGAUACAAGUUUGUACAACGUAUCAGAAGGUGUUUGUAAUCCAAAUUGUGAUUCUUAUGAGCCAAUUUGCGGUGGAGACGGAGUAACCUAUGAUAAUUGGUGCUUGUUCAAUGAGGCUAAACAGAAACAACGAGGUGAAUUGGUGAAACUAUCGAACGGCGUAUGCACUGAAAGUAUUCUUUGUAACACUUUUUAUUAUCAGCCGCUUUGUGGUUCAGAUGGCAAUACGUAUGCCACUAUUUGCAAAUUCAAAAAAGCACAACAAAGCGAUUCCAGUUUAGUCAAAUCAUCAGAUGGUGAAUGUCCAGAGAAAAAAAUCAAAUAAAACUCUCACAUCCACCGAAAAAGCAUUCUCAGAACACAAUGUUUAACUGAGAUUAAUGAAAAAGCUGUAUUAAUCAAAAACGUAAAUUGUUACAUUUUAAUUUCUGAAUUCACAAUAUUUUUUGUUCAAUUUCGAAAGAAGUAUGGAAGAUCGAAAUGGAUCAUGUCCUCUUUCGAAAAUUUUUAACACUUUAAAUAAAAUAAAUAAUUUAAAAUGUCAA